GUAGUACAGUGUACAAUGCAAAUAUUUAUGACUGAGCCCGAAUGUCUUAAAUCAAGAAGCUGAAGUUCUACUCUACAACUUCUUGCUUAAAUGUACUAAAAGCCACUGAACAGUGCUAUAUGAAACAGGAAAAGCCGGGAAAAGCAACAAAAUCCAGAAAUGGGGUCAUGAGCCUGAAAAGUGGAACAUCUAUGUUACGGAUGUUAUUUUAAGACGUCAAUAUUGAGAACUGGCCUCAGUCUUACAGAAUACUGUACACAUACCAAAGUCCAGAUCCAGUGGAAAGCAGCACACGAUGAAGGUUCUUUGUAUUCUCUCACUGUGUCUGAUUGUCUGUGAUCAAGUAAACGGCCACUUUUUGUUCGGAUCCAGCCCAACUAUAUAUCCAUCGGAAGAUGUGAACCCCAUGUGCGAACAGAAUGCUCGUGAUGGAGACUGUGAAUUCUGGAAUUGCUUCCACGCUAGAUGGCGCUGCUCCAGCGAUCACAACUUCUCAGAAGAGUACGGCAAAAGGUUGUGCCAGAGGUUGAAGCAGUACUACGACAGCUUUGAUGAUGAGGGCAAGCAGUUUGCGGACGAGUCAACCAAGUGCCUUAUGGGUAAAUUCCUCAGUAAAUACCGCGCUGACUCCAACCAGUGUUAUGCCCUGGAGCAGUACGGGGAGAAAAUGCUGGCUGAGUGUAACGCUAACAGGGGGUUCUGCGCCGCCAUAAAGAACAAUAUGGAUACCCUAAAGCGCGUUUAUCAUCCGAGAGACCUGAUCCAGCUUGGGCGCACCCUUACGCAGUGUGCUAGAAACGAACUAAGCAAAAAGCUCAGUGUUAUCCUUCCGAUAAUCCACGGCAAAAAGUAGACCAGGAAGUAACGACUGUCGCGAUUGUGAUUAUUGCCAUUGAUUCUGCGACUUUAAUAAGGGUUUUAGUGUUUAUAUUGAAGGCAUAGAUUUUAAGUUUUGUUGGCUAAUAAAAAAGUUUGCAGGUGGUUAGUUAACAAUAUAGUCUAUGACUUGAAUAUACAUAUGUACCAUGCUUACGUCAUUAGACUGAAGUAGCUGUGGGGCAACGAUGACAUUUGAAAAGGUCACAAUGGCCCCAUUCAGAAUAGGGGACUUACUAGUCCGAGGGUCAAAUAUGGCGACCCACUACAAAGCUUGCCAUCCAAUCCGCUAAUAGAUACUGAAUAGAUAUAGCGUGGGGAAUUAUUCAAGUGGGUCGGCCAUAUUUGACCCUCGGACUAGUUAGUCCCCUAUUCUGAAUGGAGCAAAUGACAAUAUGGAAAAGUGGAUAUCCUUUAUGUGUGGACGAAUGAAAAAGUAGUGACCACACUGAACACGGGGAAAAACAUUUGAAAAAGAACCAAAGCCGUUCUGAUGAAGAAAUUGUAGUCAACCUCUGCACGAAUACACAGAACUCAACGUUCCUUUUAACUAAAGAGGCCGCUAUCAACAUUUUGUGUUUUUUCUUUGUUGUUCGUACUUUUUUUACGUUGAUAUCAAUUUAAUUACUAAGGUGAAUUAAAGGCAAACAAGCUCUCUCUUGAGCUUCA
Messenger RNA from Lingula anatina, 1545 nucleotides. Its product is annotated as stanniocalcin-2-like. Lineage: Eukaryota; Metazoa; Brachiopoda; Lingulata; Lingulida; Lingulidae. Gene Ontology annotation, cellular component: extracellular region. The record is from RefSeq and is a predicted model, not a curated record. Gene Ontology annotation, molecular function: hormone activity. Gene Ontology annotation, biological process: intracellular calcium ion homeostasis.